Molecule: messenger RNA, 1014 nt
Organism: Myotis davidii
Lineage: Eukaryota; Metazoa; Chordata; Mammalia; Chiroptera; Vespertilionidae
Product: alcohol dehydrogenase 1
Exons: 7
Coding region: 1-1014 (337 amino acids)
Biological process (GO): retinoic acid metabolic process; retinol metabolic process
Cellular component (GO): cytosol
Molecular function (GO): zinc ion binding; all-trans-retinol dehydrogenase (NAD+) activity
Source: RefSeq, a predicted model, not a curated record
AUGGACACCUUGGGCAAAACAAUUAUAUGCCGGGCGGCCAUUGCCUGGAAAACAAAUUCUCCUCUUGCAAUUGAGGAAGUUCAGGUGGAGCCUCCAAAGGCUGGGGAAGUUCGUAUUAAGCUCACAUCUACAGGGAUCUGUGGUUCUGAUGAUCAUGUACUGAAAGGAUUGCUCCCCAUGCAUUUCCCUUUAAUCCCAGGCCAUGAAGGAGCUGGUAUUGUGGAGAGUAUUGGCACAGGAGUGAGCUCAGUGAAACCAGGAGAUAAAGUCCUCACACUCGUUCUUCCACAGUGUAGAGAAUGCAAUUCCUGCUUGCACCUCAAGGGAAACUUCUGUGAGAAACAAGAUUUUCUACCUGCUUCUGGAUUAAUGAUGGAUGGGACGAGCAGAUUUACCUGCAAAGGAAAAAAGACCUCAUUCUCAGUCCUGUGGAUCCGCACAAGCACCUUCUCUGAAUACACUGUUGUGCCUGAGUUUUCCGUUGCAAAAAUUGAUGAUGCUGCUCCUAUGGAUAAAAUUUGUCUCAUAAGCUGUGAGGUACCUACAGGCUAUUGGGCUGCUGUUCACUCAGCCAAGGUCACCCCUGGUUCCAUCUGUGUGGUCUUUGGUCUUGGAGGAAUAGGCUCAGCCAUUGUCAUGGGCUGCAAAGCCUCUGGUGCUUCUAGAAUCAUCGGAGUUGAUAUCAAUGAGGAAAAAUUUCCCCGGGCAAGAGCCUUAGGGGUCACUGAUUGUCUGAACCCUCGGAACCUCAAGAAGCCAGUCCAGCAAGUGGUCAAGGAAAUGACAGUCGUUGGUGUUGACUUUGCCUUUGAGGCCAUUGGUCUCGUUGAUACCAUGUUCAAAGUAAUGAUCAUAAACAUGCUCACUGAACUUGAGAGAAGAAUGGAUGAAGACAGUGAGAACUUCAACAGAGAGAUAGAAACUAUAAGGAAAUACCAAAUAGAAAUCACAGAGCUGAAGAAUACAAUGACUGAACUGAAAGAUACACAAGAGGGAUUCAACAGCAGACAAUGA